GGCUUCAAAACCAAGACAAAUAUUUGUGUCCGCUUGUGAACUUAAUCUAAAGAAAAGGGCGACCGUAACCUAAAAUGUUAAGACUCCACGUCGCCUACAUGUACUGGUUCUGUUAGCCGUCUGGGUCCGAAAGCAUGAGAAAACGGUCGCGUGUGCAUUGGGAACUACUUUCUGUCGGACAGCCGUGCUGCGCCUUUCUCUCUCCCACUCGCCCGUGCCAGUCCGCCAUCUUGAAUUUUAAUGUUAAUUUCUUUUUUUAAAAAAUGUGUUUUCCUGCGAUGUUUACGAUGCUGUUUUUCAUUUAAAUGACUUUCAAGGACGUUCGCUUUGUCGUGCGGUAUCUGACGAGGUCACUCGAGUUCAUAUUCUAGACCCCAGUCUUCCCAACCCAAGAGUGUUUCUUCAUCUCGGGGACUAAAUGCAACUGGACCAGGGGGCUUGUGGGCAUGAAGUGGCUGGGCGAAUCCAAGAACAUGGUAUUAAAUGGCAGACGACAUGGAAGCAAGUUGACCAGCGAUCAACCUGUGAGCCAGAGCCAGACUCGCUCUCAGCAUUCACAGCGGGCAUCCCAGAGGCAUAACAAAACCCACCCAAGGAACCGAAGAUGUAGCCGUAGGUUUCAUGCAACUAGUCUAGAGGCCGAGAGGCGAUAUGUGCCCUCUUCCGGAAUGACUGCAAAGGAGCUGUGUGAGAAUGAUGACCUGACCACAAGCCUCAUACUAGAUCCAUACCUGGGCUUUCAGACACACAAAAUGAACACCAGAUUUCGACCAGUCAAGGGACGUCAGGAAGAGCUGAAGGAAAUCAUUGAACGCUUCAAAAAACAUGAUAACUUGGAGAAAGCGUUUAGAGCUUUGACGACAGGCGACUGGUCCAGAAAUCUUUUUGUUCAUAAGACAAAAUCUCAAGAAAAGCUCUUCAAACAACAUGUUUUCGUGUAUUUGCGGAUGUUUGCCACUGACAGCGGCUUUGAGAUUCUUCCAUGUAAUCGCUAUUCUUCAGAGCAAAAUGGAGCCAAAAUUGUGGCAACUAAAGAAUGGAAAAGGAAUGAUAAGAUUGAGUACUUGGUGGGAUGCAUUGCUGAGCUGUCUGAGAGUGAAGAGAACUUGCUACUCCGGCAUGGAGAGAAUGACUUCAGCGUCAUGUAUUCUACUCGCAAGAAUUGUGCACAGCUCUGGCUGGGGCCAGCUGCUUUUAUUAACCAUGAUUGUCGUCCAAACUGCAAGUUUGUGUCGACAGGGCGGGACACAGCUUGUGUGAAGGUGCUGAGAGAUAUUGAACCGGGCGAGGAGAUCUCCUGCUACUAUGGAGAUGGAUUUUUUGGGGAAAACAAUGAAUUUUGUGAAUGCUACACCUGUGAACGACGUGGCACUGGUGCUUUCAAAUCUAAAGCUGGACUGCCAGUCGAUGUUCCUGUGAUCAACAGCAAAUACGGGUUGCGGGAGACGGACAAACGUCUGAACCGACUGAAGAAAUUAGGAGAAGGAAACAGGAGUUCGGAUGCUCACUCAGUAGGCUCCCACACAGACGUGGACUCUCAGGAAUCGCCGAAAACACAUCAAUCUGCCAGGAAAAGAUCGUCUGGCCUCAAGUACAAAAACAGGACUCAAACAAGACAGACUUUGUCAAGAGCCCUCACUACCUCAUGUUCAAAACAAGGACGUGUAAAUAAUAAUAGGGUACCAAAGAGACUAAAAUCCCAAUCUAAGCCUUCACUAAGUAAAGUCCAGUUGCGGAGUCGCAGAAGGGGUGCAGAGCCCAAGGCAUUGGCCAAAGGUGAGACUUGCCAGCUGGGUCUCAGGGACUCAAAGGUGUCACUGUGUAAAGGUGUUACUGUAAAGAAGGAGAAAGAUGGGCAGGAGCUGGUCCAGCAGACACUUGGCCCGCAGGGCUGCUUGACACGACAUGCUGCCAAGGAAAAUGUCAAUCUAACCGUUGGGCAACACGGUAAGAGUUGCCUGUCUUCAACAUAUAGAACUCGCAGGUCCACAAGGACUCUAGUCAAAGCCCAAGAGACAGCAGGUGACGUAAAGCUGGAGUCCAGUGCAAUGCGCAGCUUGAGCCCAGUCUCUGGUGGCGUGGUCAUUAAAACAGAGCCAUUAGACAUAGAGGAGUAUCUCCACCAUGGGAUGGGACUGGAGCAGGCAGCUUUAGAUCCCGGAUAUGCCCGAAGAGACUCAUGCACAAGACGGAAACGGACGCCACAGCUUGGGACCGAGCGAAUGAUUAAAUGUGAGGACUCAUACGGUGAGCCGUUUAUGCCAGUGGCUUCUGGUCACACCACCAGCUACUCAGACUGUGGGAAAGUGCUGUUGAGCUUCUCUGACCCGCAUCGGGACUACAACGGGGUGGCCAACGGCCGCAAAGCCCUACGCAGGGACAAGGGUAGCAGUAGCUGUCGAUCGCAGGACAAGGGGAAGAAAAAACGCCGGAUCACUCGUUAUGAUGCACAGCUGAUUCUGGAGAACACAACGGGCCUCCCCAAACUGACGCUCCGCCGGCGGAGAGACAGUAGCAGUAGCAAGACCAAUGAACCCAACGAUGUCAUUGGUUCUUCCAGUCUUUCUGCCUCGGCAGUCAACCCCGCUUCUUCCAGCAAGAUUAGCAUCAAGUUCAGCAAGGACCACGACAAGGACAAAGGCAGCUCUUACAUCGCCAAACUGAAUAACGGCUUUUCCCCGGUGGUCCACAGCAACUCCACAAAGCUGAAGAUCCAGCUGAAGAGAGAGGACAACGCGCGGAGAAUAUCUCACAUGAAGGCAGACCAGGUGUCCUUUAAUGGCGACAUGGGCCCGAGCCUCGAGGCCAGAAAUGGCGGACACCGGAGCCAAAAUCUCAUGGCAGACCCGUCCUCUGAAGACGAGGACGGCGAUGACGAUGACGACGACUACUUUGACAAUGAGUUUGAAGACGAUUUCAUUCCACUCCCCCCAGCGAAACGCCUGCGACUCAUUGUGGGUAAAGACUCCAUUGACAUCGAUAUCUCCUCCAGGAGGAGAGAGGAUCAGUCUCUGAGACUCAACGCAUAAGCCGUGGAGCUCAUCACUCCUUUCCCUGUAAAUACACAAAACUAGCUAAUCAGCAUAAGUUGUGUUGAUGUAAAAGAAGUAGAGUCAUUUACAAACAAAAAUGUCCAAAAACACAAAGCAGGGCUUGUAUUCAUAAAGAUUCCAAGAGUUCCCAGAGCGUUCCUUAACUUUGUGACAACACACCACCAAACCCGCUGAGGAGGAAUUGGGCGAUCUGACAAGUGACAUUGAACACUUUGGUUGUCCAAGAAAGAAAAAUACUUCACAUAAUGUCAUAUUUUGUUGACAUUUGAUUUACCAUUGUCUUAAUUUCUAUGUAAACGGCGCAGAUCUUUUCAGUGUCACUCAUUCCAGGCAUGACCGUGUGAGAAUGCUUACUAGUUGCUCUUUUUAGUUGAGGUCAGUUGAGGUCGCGCUAAAAGGAAAAAUACUGAGGACGGCACCGGAAACAGCAAGUAUUGCAUGUAACGGUUCCACCUGAAAAUACUUUAGAGCCUUCAAAGUAACUCCCCUUUUAUCUUUCCUAGGAAUCCUGUCACAUGGAGCCGCUCUCAGCAACUCUUUCUUUAUGAAUAUUGGUCCAUAAUGUUACUAGAAGGGGCUGUUAAACUAAAACAAAAUCUCUGUGCUCAAAUUACUUUCAUGAAAAUGUUUUCCGUUGUGCUUUUCUUGUUGUAUUUGAUGACCCGUGGUAACUUGUUUUUUUUUUUAGCAUGAACUAAUCAGCUGGGAUGGUUCUGGCUGGCAGUUGGAACGUCGCUCGGUCUGUCUGUCGUGUUGUCUUGCAUUAAGAAGUAAUCAUCUGAUGCAAGACAUUUGCCUGGCUGGUUGUGCCUCCCAAAAACAUCCUCCAGGAUCUUAACCAAAUUCUAACACUUCUGCACACUAUUCUUUAAGAAGAUUCAAGCAAGUCAGCGUAUGCACUGUUGUCUGGAAGGCACUUGACAUGGCAGAACAAUUCCUUUAUUCUUUUUAAUUUCCUUUGUGUGUGUCCUGGCAGCAGAAGGUAAACACUAGGGUUGCUCAUUUGUGGUGUCUUAAAUUACUAUGCAGGACCCCCCCCCAGAGAUAUUGUUUUUCGUUGAACAAUGCCUUCCAGUGAAUGCAUUGCUUCUAUUCAUGAUGGACAUAGAUAUUGUAGAAAGUGUACAGUAUGCUGACUAUCCCUCUGUUUUAUAGGCAGGCUUUUAUCCAACCUUUUGGAUUAGAUUUUUUCCCCCCAAUAUAUAUAUAUAUGUAUGUAUAUAUAUAUAUAUGUAUGUAUAUAUAUAUAUAUAUAUAUAUAUAUAUAUAUAUAUAUAUAUAUAUUUUUUUUAUUUUUAUUUGGGAGGCCAUGCUGUACGUUCCAGUCCAGAAGCGUGACUAUAAUGUUACACAUCAAUUGGAAUUCAUGUGCCGUGUUUUCAUUUUCGGCAUUGCUAACCUCACCAGUUAUUUCAGCCCAAACAGUCUCGUUCUUAGAUCAUUGUUGGUUAAACUUGCAUAGUUUAGUGAAAUAAAAGCACAGGGUUUUGGUAUAGCAAAAGGAAUUCUAUUUAAAUGGACCAGCGUUAUAUUUUGGGAGGUUUUUUUGUAGUUUUGGAACGACACUAAUGAAAACAUGGCACAUGCUACUAAGUUUAAUGCCCCUGCUUCAAGGCUCAGUGUUUUCCACCUGUGAUUCUAAAGGUCACCUCCAGAAAGACUGGCUCCUAAUUCCUUUCACAUCACAGCCGCAGGUUUAUUUUCCCAUUGGCGAUUUUUCAAAGCAAGUCAUUUGACGAUUUCAAAACAAAUAUUUUCUUUUGGGCACUGUAUGGGAGAACGGGGUUAGUUGUCACACGUUUUUGCUCUAGUGUGAAUUGCUCGUCAUAUUUCAGUAGUCAAUUCCUGCAUCAAAUUGAAGCUUAAGGUGCUUGAAAUGUGUAUCCUAAUUUUCCAAGUCAUUGUGCCAACCAACCCCAUCAGGGGGAUGGUUAACCAAGCAGUGCUCUCAGUGUACCACAGGGUAAUAAAAUACAACAGAUUGUAGGGGAACCAAGGCUAAAUUUCACUAUAUACAAUUUGACACGAAAAACAAAAAGACUGUUGGUGAGCGCCCUUCUUUGGCGAGAAAGAGCGUGACAACCAACCCAUGUGAGAACCAACCUUGUUCUCCCCUGCUUUCAGUAUUUGUUUUCAUUUCUUGCCUCUGUACCUGCGUUGUUGAUGGCUGCGCUAUCUAUCAGACUUCAAUUCAUUAUCUGGUGCCUUAAAAGAUUCGACCAAAUUUAUAACAAGAAAUCACGGUAGAACAGCCUGCUGACCCUUUUUGAAAUAACCGCAUUACAGCUGUCUUUUUUUUUUCUCUCGUCUUUUGUAAGUAAAAAAAAAAAUACUACCCAGUAGAUUGAGGGAUCAACUCAAACGGACGUUUACCCAUUUUUUUUGUGUUCUAAUGUACUGUUCACAUCACCAGCAGCUAACAUUCUCUCUUCACUUUGUCCAACAUCUCCAUCCUACACUGUCAAGUGUUCCAGGUGUACCGUCUGUGAGCUCUUUGUCCAAUAGACAACUUUUCCUAAUGAUUCAAAAAGGACAAAAAAAAAAAAAAUCCAAUGUGAAUACUUUGAGGACAUUUAGCGUGUUAGCGUGGGUAGUGGGGGAACCUGUAAAAAGAAUUAAAAGUGGGCGGUGCAUAUAUUGCCCAGUAUGUACAUCAUGUGAACACACCUUGCACUUAUUUAACUUUUUUGAAUACUUGAAAACUAUAUAAAGUUUCUUUGUGACUCAUUUCCUGAGCCCGUAGUUUAUAUUUUGUUUAGUCACAGUUCUGUCGGAGCCAAUAAAUCUCAAGACUUACAGUAAUACUUCCUACUACUGCAUUGUCCGUAUUCUCUCCGUAUGUGGGCAAACAAAGCAUCAUCAUCAUCAACACACUAUUUAUUUAUAUAUCCUGAGACCCAGACAAAGAAAAGUUGCAUUUCCCAGCAAGGGCCACGUAGAAAAAUGACAUUUCGUAAAGCAACAUGUACUGUAGGUGUGUAUGACUUAACUUCUAUAUUUCAAGACAAGAACACAAUCUCAGCUUUGUGAUGUCGGUGAAAAAAUGUAUUAGUAUAAACUUUGGUCUUUGUAGUUUUAUUCUCAUAUUUUGACUUUAUUCACAUAAUUACUUGUUUUUUUUCCCCCCACAAUCAAAUUUUCCAAUUAUUACAACUUUAUUUUGUUUUGUUUCUCGUAAUUAUUUACGACUAAAAAUACGAUUUUUUUCUUUCAUAUUUCAACUUUAUACUACUAAUAUAUUUUCCCUUUUAUUAGGAGUUUAUUCUCGUAAUAUUGCAAGUUUUUUUCUUGAUAGAAUACGACUUUUUUUUCCCCCUCGUAAUAUUUUUGCUUCAUUCUUCUUUUUCUUCUUUUAAUUUUCCAACUAUUUCAACUUUCUUCUUGUAAAUGUUAAUUUUGUAAUGUUACGACUUCAUUCCCAUAAUAUUUUGGCUUUAUUCUUGUAUACUAACUUUUUCCGCCACCAAAUUGUCCUCAUACUAAUGCGACUUUUCUUUAGUUCAACAUUAUGCGGCUAAAAUGACGUCAUUUUUCCUCAUAGUUUGAUGUUAUUCUUGUAAAAUGACUUAUUUUUGUUAAUUACAUUUUUCUCAAUGUUUUGUAAAAUUACUUUGUGGAAUUUGUGGAACGUGCCGCAGGCCGCACUUUGGAUACCCCUGGCUUAAUACAAAUAUUUUGCCAUCAAAUGCAUUUUUGAUGCAAUGUCCUUUGCGGUGGACAACGGUCAGUAAAACCAACUGAACAACUCGUGUUUUUGACUUUUUGAUGAGAGGAACAAGACAUUUAUUUCAACAUAAAAUAUUCACUAUGUCAAGUAUUUAAUGUAAGUAAAGUAAAUGUAAAGUUUGCUUGAGUAUAUACAGUGGAACCUUGGUUAGAACCCAUCAUUAAUCUGUUCCGGAAGGUCGGACUCUAAUCGAAACGUACUCUUAACCAAUCACAUUUUUCCCAUAAGAAAUAAUGUAAAUCCAAUUCAUCCUUUCCACAAAAGACACCACCUUCCUGUUUUGCCAUGAGUUUAUUUAUUGAAUUCAAUAAUGUUUCUCACCUUAAGUCUCUGCUUUUCUUUUCAUCACGGCUGCAAAAUAAUUAAAAAUGGAGCCAAAGAAAGUUGUGAGUACCAGCAUUUUGGUCAAGAAGAUGAGAAACGCGAUUGAAUUCAAGAAAUCAUAGCAAAACAUGAAGGUGCCACAUUGUGUCUUUGUCAACGCGUGAAGUUAAAGUAACCUACAAUGUUCAUUUAACCCUGUCAUUCAUCAUUCAUACGCGUUUAGAAUUAUUUUAUGGACGUAAAACUAUAAAAAUGUGUUUUGUGUUAACAUUCUUGAGACUUGUGGCGUAACGGUGUCCAAUCCGUGGUGUUCAAUCGUCACUAUUAUCACUGACGUGAAUGUUUUAUUUGCCACUAUUUUUCAUGAACUUAACAUUAACAUGUUUUUUUUAGGAUGUGACCAUGAUUGAACACUGCACACACACACAAACAAGCUUUGAGUGCACCUCAACAUAAAAUUUUGACUCCCUUCUCAGGUUUUUAGUCAGCAGGUUCGGAGAAGAUGUCAUAUGUACUGUAUCUCACGACCCUCACAUUUCUGCAAAUAUUUUAUUAGAUCUUUUUAUGGGACAACACUAAAGAAACGGCACUUUGAUACAAUGUAAAGUAUUCAAUGUACAGCUUGGAUAACAGCUGCAAAUGUCCAAAUUGUGUCCAAAAUGUGAACAUUUGAUGUGGAUACUGUCUUAACUUUCUUAGGUAUGGAGUUCACUAGAACAGGAGUUCUCAACUGGUCUCAUCCUGGGACCCCACUUUUAUAGAGGUAAAAGCACGCUAAUUUAUUUUUAUUUUAUUUUAAUAGCCUUCAAAACACAUGUCAUUUUUAAACAAAAAAAUACACUCAAUUAUAUGUGCAAAAUGUAUGUUCGAGCACGAUAUUAAGAGGAUGAAUGUCAACUACAAAUAAAAAAAAAAUCAAUGCUAUAAAAUAAUAGUUGCUUGUACAUACCAAGGAAGAAGGUGCCGAGCCAAAAUAUAUUUUCUUAUAUUUUCUAUUUGUAUUUCAAAAUUGAAAAAAAAUCUGAAAAUUACAUGAAAAUAUUUAAUGUAAUUUCCAGCAUUUUUAUGCAUAUUAAUUAUUAAAAUAUUUCAUGUAAUUUUGUAAUAGUCUGAAAUAUUUAUUUUGAAAAUGUGUUCUUUUGAAAUACAAAUAUAAAUUACACUAAAUG
Molecule: messenger RNA, 8273 nt
Organism: Dunckerocampus dactyliophorus (ringed pipefish)
Lineage: Eukaryota; Metazoa; Chordata; Actinopteri; Syngnathiformes; Syngnathidae
Gene: kmt5b
Product: lysine methyltransferase 5B
Exons: 10
Coding region: 447-3029 (860 amino acids)
Cellular component (GO): nucleus
Molecular function (GO): protein binding; histone H4K20 methyltransferase activity
Source: RefSeq, a predicted model, not a curated record